AUGCAUUUCGUCCGGCAACUGAACAACAUCACGAGAGACUCGGGCAAAUCGGUGAAACUCAACUGUGAGGUGACUGGUGAGCCGCCCCCACUUAGAAUCCAAUGGUACAUGAACGAGGUGCCGAUCGGAGGAUCAGACGGCGCCGGCGGCGGUGGUGGUGGUGACGGCGGGAACAGUGAGAAAAAGUCUAAGCCCCGACUGACGGUCAAGCGAUUUCAGUCCAGGCACAAGAACGGACUUGGGUCUAGGUUGCGAAUCAACAAGCUGGAGGUGCACGACAAAGGAUUUUUCACGUGCAAGGCCACGAACGGCAUUGAGGAAAUACAGUCUACCGCAAUACUCAUUGUCAAAGUCAACCGUUUCA
Messenger RNA from Acyrthosiphon pisum (pea aphid), 364 nucleotides. Its product is annotated as inactive tyrosine-protein kinase transmembrane receptor ROR1-like. Gene Ontology annotation, molecular function: cell-cell adhesion mediator activity. Gene Ontology annotation, biological process: axon guidance; homophilic cell-cell adhesion; dendrite self-avoidance. Gene Ontology annotation, cellular component: plasma membrane; axon. The transcript has a single exon. The record is from RefSeq and is a predicted model, not a curated record. NCBI's taxonomy places the organism in Eukaryota, Metazoa, Arthropoda, Insecta, Hemiptera, Aphididae. The annotation marks the transcript as partial.